Messenger RNA from Brassica napus (rape), 1215 nucleotides. Its product is annotated as non-classical arabinogalactan protein 31-like. Bases 100 to 849 code for a protein of 249 amino acids. NCBI's taxonomy places the organism in Eukaryota, Viridiplantae, Streptophyta, Magnoliopsida, Brassicales, Brassicaceae. The record is from RefSeq and is a predicted model, not a curated record. The transcript has a single exon.
UUAUAUUAAAAAAAUACGUAGAUACUCUCCGAUAAAUACACCCUCUCACAUCAAGCCAAACUCCCACACAAACAAAAACAAAAGGACAAAAGGAUAAAGAUGGGUUUCAUUGGUAAGAAUGUUUUGCUAACUCUCUUAGCACUUUGCUGCUUCAUUUCCUUUGUUUUCAGUACUACAGAUGAACCUCCAAUAAAACUAAUAACACCAUUGGCCAAAGCUCCAAGAAAAACUCUCCUACCGUUAAAAUCUCCUACUGAGCGAUCAACUCUCCCACCGUUAAAAGCUCCUACCAAGCUACGAUCAAUUAUCCCACCUUUGAAAGCACCUACGAAGCUAUCAGCUCUCCCACCGUUGAAAGCUCCCACCAAAGCAUCAAUUCUCUCACCGUUGAAAGCUCCCACCAAAGCACCAGCUCGCUCACCGUUGAAAGCUCCCAUCAAAGCACCAGCUCGCUCACCGUUGAAAGCUCCCACCAAAGCACCAGCUCGCUCACCGUUGAAAGCUCCCACCAAAGCACCAGCCCUCUCACCGUUGAAAGCUCCCACCAAAGCACCAGCCCAAGCUCCCACCAAAGCACCAGCCCGCUCACCGUUGAAAGCUCCCACCAAAGCACCAGCCCUCUCACCGUUGAAAGCUCCCACCAAAGCACCAGCCCGCUUACCGUUGAAAGCUCCCACCAAAGCACCGUCUCUCUCACCGUUGAAAGCUCCCACCAAAGCACCAACUCUCCCACCGUUAAAACCUCUUAUCGAGCUACCAACUCUCCAACCACAAAAAGCUCCUAUCGAGUUUUCAACUCUUAUCAAGCUACCAAAUCUCCCACCAUUAAAAACUCCUAUCAAGCUAUGAACUCUCUGAUGAGACUAAAAGGGUUGGUGCUGACAAAGACAGUGAGAUGGAGGAGAGACGUCAAGUAGGAAGAGAGAAAACAAAUCACAAGUUCUCUCACGAAGACUAAAUAUUUUAUUUUAUUUGUUUUAAGUUUUUUUUGCAAAUAAGAGAAAUUGGAUUCGUGGGAAACAGUUUCUCCACUUUCUCAUUUCCUUUAUUUGUUAGCUUGUGGGUGAAUCCACGACAAGAUAUAUUUGCUUCAUGUAUGUCUUCUAUUCAAAUAAAUGAAAAACCUAAAGAGGUACUCUAAAGACUCUAAACUACCCAAAUAAAACUUGUGUUGUUGUGGUCUCUUGUGUGCAUGUUUCUAGAUCAACAUUUGAU